UCUUUGAUUUUUUAUUUCCUUUGUAAGUUCCAACAAGAGAAAAAAAAGGCAAAAAAAACAAAAAAUGCUUUUUAGAAUUCUCUUUAUAGUAUUAUUAGCCACUUCAUUGUUUGCAACUUCUUGUAAUGGAAAAAAGAAGAUUGGAAAACCAAUAAAACAUGGUCAUGUGAAAAAGAGGACACAAGCAAUUAUUGAUAUACAAUCUUUUGGAGCCAAAGGUGAUGGAAUUUCAGAUGAUACACAGGCAUUUAUAAAGGCUUGGAAGAAGACAUGCAAAACUGAAAAUGGUGUGCUUUUAAUUCCAAGACACAAAAUAUAUUACAUUGGACCAAUUAAGUUUCAUGGUCCUUGUAAGAAAGGACUUAGAAUGAUGAUAAAUGGAGAACUAAGAGCUUCAAAAGAUAUAUCAGAUUAUAAUGAAGAUAAAAGACAUUGGCUUUUAUUCCAAAAUAUGGAAAAUUUUAUAGUUGAAGGUGUUGGAAGUAUUGAUGGCAAUGGACAAAUAUGGUGGAAAAACUCUUGCAAAGUUGAUAAAACUAUUCCAUGCAAUACAAAAACACUAACAGUUCCAACUGCUAUGUCCUUUUAUAAUUGUACAAAUUUGAAAGUGAGAAAUUUAGGGUUUAAAAAUCCACAAAAAAUGCACUUAACAAUUACAAAAAGUGAACUUGUUGAAGUUUCAAGAUUGAAAAUUACAGCACCUUAUGAUAGCCCAAACACUGAUGGAAUUCAUGUUUCGGGGACAAAAGAUAUUGAUAUUCACCAUUCAUAUAUUGAAACAGGUGAUGAUUGUAUCUCAAUAGUAAAUGGAUCCACUAAUGUUAGAGCAAGAUAUAUACAUUGUGGACCUGGCCAUGGAAUAAGUAUUGGAAGCUUGGGUAAAAAUAAAGAGGAGGAUGUUGUUUCAAAUAUUUAUGUACAUGAUGCUACAUUGAGGGGAACAACUAAUGGAUUAAGAAUAAAGUCUUGGCAGGGAGGACGUGGAUAUGCAAAAGACAUUCUUUUUCAAAAUAUACAGAUGGUGAAUGUGACCAACCCCAUAAUCAUUGAUCAAUAUUAUUGUGACCAAGAUAAACCAUGCAAAGAGCAGAAAGAUGCAGUGCGUGUGAGUAAUAUAAUGUUCAAAAAUAUAAAGGGAACGAGUUUCACACAAACUGCAAUUAAAUUAAAAUGCAGCAGAACUGUUCCAUGCAGAGGGAUACAAAUGGAAAAUGUGAAUAUACGUCACGAAGGAGGUUUAACUGUCAAAGCUUUAUGUACAAAUGUUAAAUACACAACAAAGGGGGUGUUAUUCCCAAAAUGCCCUUCCGAGCCGCACCCGUUGUCAUUUUUGCGGAAUUAAUUUUUGUCCUUUCUCCUUUAUACAUGUCCCUUAAUUUCAUUUCUUCAAUUCCUUUUCUCCUUUAGACAAUCAUUGGCAAUUUUAUGGGGGUAAUAGGAAAUUAAAGGAAGUGCAAUUUUAGAA
Messenger RNA from Solanum pennellii, 1465 nucleotides. Its product is annotated as polygalacturonase-like. The record is from RefSeq and is a predicted model, not a curated record. The transcript is spliced from 9 exons. Bases 65 to 1342 code for a protein of 425 amino acids. Gene Ontology annotation, biological process: fruit dehiscence; anther dehiscence; pectin catabolic process. Gene Ontology annotation, molecular function: polygalacturonase activity. NCBI's taxonomy places the organism in Eukaryota, Viridiplantae, Streptophyta, Magnoliopsida, Solanales, Solanaceae.